ACCAUAUAUAUAUAUAUUCUCGUCUCCUCUCUUCUCCCUCUCUAUGCAAACAAACACACUUCGAUUUUUCACCUUCCCUCUCCUCUCUGUCCAUCUCCUCCUUCCUUCUAACCUCGUGAUUGUGAUUUCACGCCUAUGAGAGUUCAACUCUCUUGAACCAGGCUUCGUCUUUCACGUGGGUUCUUGACGUUUUUCGAGCUCUUCAAUGGAGAUGGAAUCAGCUGAGUCGGAUCUUGUGGGUAAUUCCUCCAAAGAAACACCUAUCGAAGAUCUGAUUAAUUCAGAUACUCCUACAAGCAAUGUUUUUGGAGAUCAACAUAUAAUUCCCCGAGUUGGUGGCAAGUAUCAGGUUGAAAUUCCUUUUAUGACGGUGGAGACAAUGGAAUCUGAGCGGCUUAAGCUUUUGACUAAUCCCGCUGAUACAGAAAUUGCCAAUGAUUCCCAUUCCUUUCUUAUGGGAUUACCCAUCCCAAUUGCGUGGGUCAAAGGAGUGAAUAACAUUGAAGCUGAAGGGUUGGACUCUCCAACUAACCCUGAUGAUACACUUGAUGUAAAGAAGUCUCUGGAAGCUAGAAAGAAAAAAAAGAUUCAUAAGAGAUCAAGGAAGAAAAGUUCAGAGCUCAAUGCUGAUCCCUUGGAUUAUGGGUUGGGUCAGGGAGAAGAUUCAAGACCAGCAAGUUUAAGAACAUUGUUGCAGAAAGAAAGGCAUUUACAUCAGCUGCUUAGAAGCAAAAGCUGUUCUCUAGUUCCUGAUUCAUCUAGGGAACCCUGGAGUGAUGCUGAAGCUGAUAGUUUUCUUCUUGGCUUAUACAUUUUUGGGAAGAAUUUCAUUCAGGUGAAGAGAUUCAUGGAGCACAAGACCACAGGAGAAAUAAUGUCGUUUUACUAUGGAAUAUUUUAUAGGUCUGAAGAAUACUACAGAUGGUCAGAUUGUCAGAAAGGUAGAAAAAGGAAAUGCAUUAUUGGCGAGAAAAUUUUUACGGGGUGGAGGCAACAAGAAUUGUUUUCUCGUAUGAUUCCUCAUGUCCAAGAGGAAUCACGAAUCACUUUGUUGGAGGGCUAUAGGUCGUUCGCAGAAGGAAGAACUUCGCUAGAAGAAUAUGUCUCCUCUUUAAAAUCUACAGUUGGCAUUCAUGUACUUGUGGAAGCUGUGGGAAUUGGGAAAGGGGAAGAAGACCUCACAGGCUUUGCCAUAGAGCCUGGAAAGAAUAAUCAAGAGACUCCUAUUUCUCCAGCUUCAAGAGUACCAAAUGGUAAAGCUUUUGCUUCUCUUACAUUUACUGAAAUAGUGAAGCUUUUGACUGGAGGAGUUCGGUUGAGCAAAGCUCGAUGUAACGACAUUUUUUGGGAGGCUGUGUGGCCCCGUUUGCUGGCAAAUGGAUGGCACUCUGAGCAACCCAAGGACCGAGGUUAUGUCAGUUCCGAACAUUAUUUGGUUUUUCUUAUGCCUGGGAUAAAGAAGUACUCAAGAAGAAAAUUGACAAAGGGAGAUCACUAUCUGGAUUCUGUGAGUGAUGUUUUGAACAAAGUGGCAUCUGAACCAAAACUCAUCCAGCUUGAAGCUGAAGAAGAUCCUGUUGGGAAUGAAGAAGGUGGGUGGGCUCCAGAGGCGACAUCAGACCAGGAAGAUCUAUCUUAUCUUCAGCGUCCUUGCUACCUCAAACCCCGAGUCUCUACAAGCAAUCCAAACCAUAUGAAGUUUACUGUUGUUGAUACCAGUUUGGUCCAUGGAGGAAAAUCACGUGGCAUAGUGGAACUGAGAUACUUACCAGUUGAAGUGAAGACUAAUUCAGUACAAUCCGAUUCCUCAAUGGACAGUGAAGAAGAAUCGUCUGAGUAUAAACUGAAGGAGUACCAGAAUAAUAUUACUCAAAGAGGUGAAAUGGCAUUGAAAAAAAAGAAUAAAGUCAAGGAUGGUGGUGGUGGCAGUGAUCUGAAGAGGUUCACCGUUGUUGAUACCAGUCUAGUCUUUGGAGGAAAAUCAUCAACAGUGAGAGAGAUAAGAUGCUUGCCAGCUGUAGAUAAAUGUGUACUCAAGUCGAAACGUACUUCCUGGGAAACUGAAGCAAUUUCCUCUGAGGAUCUACUGCAAAAGGGUAAUGCUGAUGCUAUAGAUAGUUCACUGAACGGUGAAUUGAAUAACUUCAAUAACAACUUCCAUGAGGAUACAUCUGCUACUACAGAAAAAGUGGAGAGCCACCAGGAUCAGAAAACCAGCAUGUCUGAUGACAAGCAGCCAAAGGAGAGUACAUUGAGCAAAUUCAGUAGGAGAGCUAAAUCUAGCCAUUUGGAUUCCAUAGGCCCUCUUAUCAAACGGCGAAAAUUAACUGCUUGUGUUAAGGCAGAGACAAGUUGCCUCAUUGAAAACUGUUCGCAAGGGUUGGAGUCGGAACAAGUGGGACUCCAUGGAACAGUGACCGAACUAAAUUCAGGAACGCUUGUUGUUGCUCUAGUGGGUCCUAAACAAAAGGAAUCAUCAAGUACUUCUGAGGCUGAAGGUAGUCUAGAAGAGGAGAGCAGUUUGGAAACUCGCAGUGGAGAUUGUUUUGGCGUGCACACUUCUCAAGCCCACACAUCAUCUAACCUGAGCCAACCUCAGGAUUUGGUGGAUAGAACAGAUGGUGAUACAUGUGUUGAGUUCAGCCAUGAGACAAAUGCAGAUAGUUCAGGCCUUUCAUCUAGUGGAACAAAGCCUGUUGAUGAUUCUCGGAGAACCUCUAACAUGAGUUCUAGGAGGCAAAGCACCAGGAACCGACCGCUAACCACUAAAGCAAUGGAAGCUCUUGCAAAUGGGUACUUAAGUAUUAAAACUAGACAAAAGAAAGAUGUUGGUAUGAGAGAAAGCUCAUUGUCACGACCCUCUCGCAAGUCCCACAAGGUCCGCAGCAGAGUCGAAGCAACUUCAAGCCCUCCUGAUACUGACGGUGGAAUUGUGACUUCAAAGGAAGAAAUGGAAAUCAAUGAAGCUUGCAAUGCUAACAAAGAUACAGUCAGGAAACCUCUUGAUCAAAUGGCAGAUAAGUGGCUCACUAGCUACUAGCGGAUCUUUGAAGACUUGUUUCAUCUUGAAGUUUCCUGGUGAGAUUCUACUCUUUCCGUUCGACUUGAAAAGUGGAACUCGAAGCUGCCAAAGCAGUAACUGCAAGUCUUCCAGAUCGCAUUAAGGUGUAGAUGUUCAUGUUAGGAUUGUCAAAAGUAGUUCAAUGAUAGAGGGAAUACCGAGAAGAAGCACCUGUUUUAGUUAUCUAGCAAGUUUAAUAGUUUAUAUAAGUAAUAUUGUCUCAUAUAACUACAGUACAGCCUCUUCUUAUUUCUUAAGACUUCAUCAUCUUUGUAGUGGAUCAUAUAUUGGUUUUAUGGUAUACUAUCAUCCAUUGCUUC
This is a messenger RNA of Rosa rugosa (rugosa rose), 3381 nucleotides long. RefSeq lists its product as uncharacterized. The transcript has 4 exons. Lineage: Eukaryota; Viridiplantae; Streptophyta; Magnoliopsida; Rosales; Rosaceae. The record is from RefSeq and is a predicted model, not a curated record. Gene Ontology annotation, cellular component: nucleus. Gene Ontology annotation, molecular function: transcription corepressor activity. Bases 206 to 3040 code for a protein of 944 amino acids.